AAAGCCUUUCACGUUGUUUUAUUUAACUGAUUUCUCUGAGUAGGGCUUCCUUUGUUGGUAGGAAAAUGUCUGUAUCGAGCUUAUUGAGUCUUUGCUGAAGACGAAGGCCCGGGUUUUAAGUGACUCAAUUGUUGCUCAAUUCAUUGAGGUUAUCGCCGACACCUGAAUGGAACCUCCUUUAGUAUCUACAGAUCACCACUCAUGUUAAGUGAGUUGUCCCCCUUGUUUGAUUUCGGAACAGUCGUUUAUAAGCAUCUGGUGGUCACUCAGUCAAGCUAAUAUACAUACCUGCAAACUUGUCACCUUUCGGUGAAAUUCGCCGUUUUGAAAUCAAAAUAGGUCAUCCACGUGAAUAGUGUAGAUCCGAAGAGUUUUUGUUUUGGUUAAGGGGGGUAAAGUGGACGGUCGGCGUUUAUGAGAUUGGAGUGAGACACGGAGAACAUGUGAUGUGGUGCUCUUCGCAAUAAAACAUCUUAGAUGGAACACGUCGAAGGAACAGGCUCCUCGAACCGAAUCCUGGAACAGAAUUAUGGAACAGGCACACAAGUAAAAAAAAAAGGAAGUUGGUUCAUGAAUGACUAACCAUAUUAUAUAUAAUGAUAAUGUAAAGUUUUUAUUGCUAUUAGGGCCCGAUCACUGAAUUAUUCAGAGGACCUUUUUUCUUAAAAUGUUUGUUAUUUAGAUUUGCGGUCAAAACAAUCAAAAGACUAGUUAUAAAAGCUUUGAGGUGUCAUCAAACAACGUGGAUGUGGUGUGGAGACAACAAAAAAGUCACCUGCACCUCCCGUUGUCACCUUUUUCACCCCUCAUGAGUUUGCAGGUAUGAAUAUAAGACUUGAUGGUGUCCUCUUUCAGAGGGAUGCUUGUAGUUGAACCUCAUCAACCUGUCACAACAAACUCUUCAGCCAAACAUCGCUCAAACCCACAGAGCUCUUUAUUGAACUCAAUAAGAGAUUCUGAAAUUUUGCAUAUGAACUUGUGGCAAGCGAAAACUAAUAAUAUAUAAUCCAUCAGUAGAGAUCCCACCGUGCAGUAGGUGGCAGUAUCCACCAGGUUAUGAAGCUUAAAUGGACAUGGCCCUGUUCUGGAGAUGUGUAGAAAACUGGAUUGAGAUUUCGGUUAUGGCAAUCAAUGAUCAAAAUAUGUGAUUAAUUGAAUCGUUAACUAUAUUUUGUAAUACAUUGCCAAUAACCAUAUAACAACAAAUUAUUUACUGGUGCUCUUAUGGAGGAUAUUUGUUUACCUGUAUAUAACUUCCAUCACUAUUGAGAUCAAUUCAUACGCACAAACAACCAUCCAGUGUAUACUCAUUCAGUGUUUAUUAGUUUCCCUAUCUGUUUAGUUUACAAUACACAGACAACUAUAUAACAAUAUUACUUAUUUUAUUGUUGGUUAUUGGUGCUUUUUAUAUAUAUUUAUGUAAAUACCUAUAUGUUUCACUACUUGUGUACAUAGUCCUUUAUUUGUUGCUUGUUGUCCUAAGCUGUAAGUAGAUAUAGAGAUUUAAAAAAUGUGAUUCUGAGCAUAACCACAGAUCUGGUGACUUUUAUUUAUUCCAAGUAGUACUUGUAGGCAGGUAAAAUCCGCUUCUGAAAUCAAAUGACAACAUGACAUGUUUUAUAAUGUCAGGUAUCUACACAUUUCUGUUUCGCUGACCGCAAUAUAAAAACAUGUCUUGUUUGAAUGUGAAUGAGUCGUAGAAGUUAUAGAGGUUCAUCAUUAAGGUAACAUUUUGGUGACAUUUUUCCAUUCUUCAAGUAAAUUAUGUUUUUUUUAUUCAGUAUUUUCCACCGAAUACAAUUUUGAUCCAUUUAUCAGUCAUACCUGUGUGUGUGUGUGUGUGUGUGUGUGUGUGUGUGUGUGUGUGUGUGUGAGAGAGAAAAAACUGCCUGUCAUAGUGUGUGUGUGUGUGUGUGUGGACCACUUGAUGUUUGCUGUUUAAUCAGUGGAGGCUGAAUGGCUGGCUGGUUAUGUGACAAAUAGGUUAUCUCAUCGCACCUCAGUACUUUACCCAAUAUUUACACAAAUUAGGACCAGUUUACAGAGAUAGGGAGCAGCUGACAGGAUGAAGUGUGUGUGCGUGACGUUCAGGACGUAGAAAGCCAUCAGUCAAAGGAUUAUAUUUAAUUUAUGUGGAAGCAUUACUUGAAUUUUCUUGGAGUAAGACAAUCUCUUCCAUAUAUGUGAAGGAAGCGACGUCUCUUUAAAAAAAGGGGGGGAAUACUCAGUGAAUGUAAAAUGAUGUUCAGAUAAACCUGCAGAGGUUGCCUUCCUUCACCCUCUCACAACCCUGCAGGUCAGGGACCUCAGACACAGGUCUUAUCAGGACAGAGUAAUAAGUAUCCAACAAGCUGAGGAGAACCAGGAAAAAACAGAUGGAAAAAUAAAAAGCAAUCAAUCAAUGAGCGUGUUGGCAGCCAAAGCCCUUGGUAUUGAUCCGGAUUUCAGUUGUAUAGUAUUUAGAUAAGGCGAAUUGUGCCUCUACGGGUUUUCUAUAUUCCCACAGCUUUUAGCGAAGGUUGAUACCAUCAAUUAAAGCAAAUAAUGGAUUGAAAAUUAAUCAUGCAUUCUAUUGUUUCAAUUUGUAGGAAUCUAUGGAGUUUCUUAUUAUACACGAUAUCCCCCCCUUGUCUAUACAUCUACAGUACGUCCUUUGUGUGUGUGUGUGUGUGUGUGUGUUCUCACAGAUACACCAGAGUGUCAAGUGUGGCACUGACUCAUGGAAGUUACUGAUUGAAGAGAGAAAGAGUAAACAGAGAAGGAGAGAGAGAGAGAGAGGGAGGAGGGCAGAAAGACGAGGAUGGUGGAUAAAAGCCGUGGAGCACUAUGAACUCCUUAAUCACACAUGUUUGACACACACAGAUUGAGUCUGUCAGCUCAGCCAGCAGCCGUAUCGACCCAGAGUGUUACAUAUUAACCACACUCACUCACUCACUCACACACACACACACACACACACACACACACACACACACACACACACACAAAGAGUAGAUAAUUGGAUAUGGACACCACUGAUGCAAGAGGACUUGAGUGUGGAAAUGUUGCAUUACAUGAAAUGUCACCGUUUUCAGCCUUUCUGCCUCACCUGAUCACCCUUACUUUAAAGGGCAGGUUCAAUUGUAUUCAUUUGAAAUGAAAGAUCAAUGGGAUUUUGUUUGUGUUGCUCAAAGCAUUUAAACAUUUCAACAACAAUGUGACUUUCCAGAAACAGUGCACGGUCACUUCAAAUAAUCCACGAAUGCAAUGUCUAUGUUGAGCUAAUUAAAAGAAUAUAAAAAAAAAGGUUUAACAUUUAUCAGAAUCUUUCAUAAACUCAUCACGGAAAAUAUACGCAAGCUUCUUUUUAAAAUGGUUUCAUAUGGUUGAUUUUCCUUUAGAAGAGAUAUGUAGUGGAGUAAAAUGCACAAUACUUUAUUCUGUACAUAGUAUAUAAGGAAAUACUGAAUACCUAAAAAAUAUGUCACGUAUCAGUACUUUCUAAUAUAAAAUGUGUUUUCUUUCUGUAUGUCCUCACCAGACCUCAUACUCUCCUCUCAAAAAAAGAGUAUGUCCUCAUGGUGUGUGUGUGUGUGUGUUUGGGAAAGGCCUGGAGCUUUGACAAAGGCACAAGGAAAUCCCACAGCAGGCCAAACAGAGUGCAUGUUGUAUCUCUGUGUGUGAUAGGUGGGGUGAUAGAGUCUGUGUGGUUAUCAGAGACGAGGGGAGGCAUGGUCAUAUAUGUGGAUAUUGGGCCAGCUGUAUUGAUCCUGGCCCUGACGGCAGAGGUGGAGGUGCUGGGAGGGACCGGAUGGGAAGAGCAGGAGGCUGAUAAUGGUGUCAACUGACCCAGGCAUGCUUACCUGAAGCGUGGGAGGGCACCGAGGUAACGCCCAACAGGCUCUCAAUAGGCCUUAUUCACAAAAGUCAGUCAAAGGUUUCACAUGAGAGCAUGGCAUGGGCUCAGAGGGGUAUCUCUAAUGUUUGGACAAGCAGAUAGUGUCAUUGGAUUGUCAGUCUCUUUUUUUCUAGAGCCUUAAAAAUGGUGUUUCUUAUUUCACUUGAAGCAGCUCCUUUUUAAUUUUUGGAGAAAAAAAAUAGCCCUUGCAAAUAGAAAGUUGAAUUCACAAACAAACAAAAGCACCAUUGUUCAGUUCAAUAAACUGCUUUAGGCUUACAUGGUCUGUUAUGACCCGUUGGCUAGCUUAUGGUGGCUAAUCUUGGCUAAUGUUAGCGGACUUUAAGUAGAUAGAGCUAACUUUGUUUUGUUGACUUAUUGACUUUUCUCAAGUUGUGUUACUGGUUACACAAUGUUUGAGCAUGUAACCAGUAAACAGUUACAUAGUCUCGCAUCAAGCCGUUUGCUUUAAUCAAAUGGUUUAGUUUUAGCAUAAAUGAUCAUCAGAACCUGAGUCAGUUACUGAGUCACUUAUGCUACACAAAGUGUUAGCACGUAGCCUAUAGACACUGUGACAUUUCCUGAAUACAAACUACUGUGCAGCAUUUAGCUAAAAUAGUACAAUUGGAGGGUCAUAAAGUGAGCAAAGUGUGCCUAAAGUUAACACUAUUAAACAUUAGCUACUGAUCAUACUAGAUCAAGUAAGGCUGUGGCAGCACGCCUCCUCACGUAUUGAAUUUAGCAAUGGUGGGUCUCAUUGCUUGAGAUUUACAUUUUCCAUUUCCAAAAGAAGGAAUGUGCCAUUUCUUCUCUGAAAUAUAGUGCCGAUCUCACAGCGGAGAAAGGUUGAUAUAGUUUCCGAUUUGAGGGUCACCAAGGUUCUCACUGAAGUCUAUUUUCUGACAACAAUAAAUCACACCUAUCAGAAAACAAUACUGGAGCAUUGAUAAGAUUAAGAUUAGAGCAGUAAAGUCUGUGUGUGUGUGGUUAAAGGAGACAGACAGUCGCCUCUCUCCCUGCUUGCGCACCGUGUACACACACAGCAGAUCAGCAGAUAUCCUACUGUCUGGAGCCUGGGUGACAUUUUUAAAGCCUGAAUCAAUCAAUGUGGAGGAAAGAUCAUGGAAGUUUAUAAUGUCUUAAUAUCAGUGGGAUCACGAUUAAACUCAGGGGACUAAAUCAUUUUCUAGCAGCUCACAUGUUGCAUCACCUGUGCUAGAUUCCUGACGGUAACUGCUAAAGGUGUGUGUAAAGGUUUCUUUUAUUUUUAUAUCCAUUUAUUGCAGUAAAGAUAAUUAAAUCUCAAAUACAUUGCAUAUUCUUUCAGUUUCAGUAAAGUAGGACACCCUCUCCCCUGCUCUAAUUGGUACAGUCCAAUAAGACAAAUUAAGCACAGAUGGGGGAGAGGUUGCAAAGUAAAAAAAACUUUGGAUGCACUGUUUUUGAUUGCAAAGCUAUAUUCAGUAAGUCGUGGAAGCUAGAGGCUCAUCUUUGCAAACACACAGGAUUGGUAAGUGAUCCACUAGUUAAAUGAACACGUGACACAAGAAAGACCGAGCGGACACAGUUGAUGUGUUCGAUUUUCCAGUUGAAGUUGGUGUGAUUUUUGUUUUAAAUGUUUCCCUUUACUUCAGAAACCGUUCUCCUGUGAGAACUGCGACAAGAGCUUUUGCACUCCGCAUCAACUCACCAGACAUUCGCUCCAUCACAGUGGGGAAAAACCACACCUGUGUCCGGCCGACGAAUGCUCUGAGGAUUUUGUCACAAAAGCCAGCAUGAAGAACCACAUGGCUCGAGUACACCAGCACCGGGAGAAGCAAUAUGAAUGUGACCAUCAGGGCUGUUCACGUAAUUUCAACAAGAGGAACCAACUGAAAGCUCAUAAGUGUGAGCACCAAGAGCCUCUGCAAUUUCAUUGCACCGUCGAUGGCUGCACAAGAGAAUUUCCCUCUCAUGGAAAACUAAAGCAUCAUGAGAAAAUGCAUCAAGGCUACCCUUGCGAGAAGGAGGCCUGUCCUUUCCUGGGGAAAACUUGGACAGAUUAUCUGAAGCACAGGAAAGAACAUAAAGUCAAGGUGCCGUGUGGAGAGUGCACGAAGCUGUUCAACAAUGCGUGGUUCUUGCAUCAGCAUAAGCAGCGUGUCCACUCCGGGGAUUGGAGGAAGCUGUUGUGCCCAAACCAAGGUUGUGGUAAAAAAUUCACUCGUCGCUUCAACUUGGAGAACCAUGUCCUGGGGGACCAUGAGGGCAAGAAGCCCUUUAGUUGUGCAUAUGCUGGCUGUGGGAAAAGCUUCGCCAUGAAGGAGAGCCUGUGGCGACAUGGUGUGGUGCAUGACCCAGCAAAGAAAAAGCUGAAGAAACUGCGUCUUAAAAAGAAUCUGCCCUGGCGCGUGGCGGUGCAGAGCCGACAGGCAGCUGCAGCCGAUAGAGAAGAGACCAACACGCUUACUGAAAAGCUAAAAAGCUGCUCAAUACAACUUUAAAGCAUGAUAAAUAGUGAGGCUUUAUUUUAUGAAUAUCUACAUGGUUGUGUUUAUUAAUGGUGAUGCAAAUCCCAUAGUAUUUCAGUUUUAAUAUACUUUGUUUAAUAUAUUUGUUUAAUAUACUUUGUUAAUGAAAAUAAAGCCUCAUUAAUGCA
This is a messenger RNA of Pseudoliparis swirei, 6515 nucleotides long. It is a transcript of the gene gtf3ab, whose product is annotated as general transcription factor IIIA, b. NCBI's taxonomy places the organism in Eukaryota, Metazoa, Chordata, Actinopteri, Perciformes, Liparidae. The transcript is spliced from 9 exons. Gene Ontology annotation, cellular component: nucleus. The record is from RefSeq and is a predicted model, not a curated record. The coding region runs from base 5653 to 6360 and encodes 235 amino acids.